Fusarium odoratissimum NRRL 54006 is the source of this 648-nucleotide messenger RNA. RefSeq lists its product as uncharacterized. The record is from RefSeq and is a predicted model, not a curated record. The transcript has a single exon. The coding region runs from base 1 to 648 and encodes 215 amino acids. NCBI's taxonomy places the organism in Eukaryota, Fungi, Ascomycota, Sordariomycetes, Hypocreales, Nectriaceae.
AUGUACGCUGCUGAGCGUUCCUUCGUCCCCGGCCCGCAGCUUCCAGUCAAAAACCUCAUAGCGAAGAAGCAGGAGGUCCUCGACGCAAAGCUAGCUUUGAAAACAGCACGAACAGACGUGAGUACAGCCCAACUUUCAGCUAGUGGAGCAGCCAAUUCGCGCACGUCGAUCAAGGGGCGUAUGACUCCUUUGGACUCGGAGAUUCAGCGGCUGGAAGGCCGUUUACCCGGGAACAACCCUCCGGACAUAAUCACGGGGGUGGAAGGCAGCAAGGAAGAAGGAUUCUCAGUUAUCAAGACCAAACUAGAUACAAGCGCCAGCGCCGGAGACGGUGACUCAGGAGCUGAUGUAGGGACUCGAAUCGAUUUCACUGUGAGCUCUCAGACAACCGAUCACAAACAGGAAGAGCACGGCAUCUCGGGAGCCUUCCACGCCGAAGCCCAGACACGGUUCGCUUCAGUCAAGGUAGAAUCUAGCUUCUCCAAGAGCAACAAGGAGGUAUCUGACUUCAUGUCGAGUUCCACCGUCAGCGGCUCAUUCUCUGCCAUGGUGGUGCGAUCAUGGUUACACGCCGAGCUGUUCCAGGACUUUGACAUCGACAUACCGGCCGGCACGUUUCUGAGCCCUGGCGCUAAAGCCAUCAAGUAA